GAUGGAUCAACCGCUCUGCCGCUCCGUGCUCAUCACCGGCGCCAACCGGGGCAUCGGCCUGGGCUUGGUCCAGGGGCUCCUGGCUGCCUCCCCCUGCCCAGAAGUCGUCAUCGCUACCUGCCGGUGCCCUGAAAGCGCUCAGGAGCUGCAGGAACUCUGCAAGCAGUACAGCAACAUCAGGGUUCUGCCACUUGACGUGGUUUCCGAAAGCAGCAUCAAGGAAACGGUCAAGGAGGUGGAAGACAUUGUUGGGGAGAAAGGGCUGAACUGCCUGAUCAACAAUGCCGGCAUCAAUGUCUCAGCCUCUCUGGAAGAUGUCACCACGGAAGCCAUGCUCAGGACCUUCGAGACCAACACUGUUGCCCAGCUAAUGCUCUCCAAAGCAUUUCUGCCACUUUUGAAGAAAGCUGCCAAGCAAAGUUCCACCAUGGGGUGUCAUCGUGCUGCAAUUGUCAACAUGUCAUCCAUCUCAGCCUCCAUAGGGCUUGCAAAACACAAUGACAUUUACCACGUGAUAUACCCUUACAGAACUUCGAAGGCGGCACUAAACAUGGUCACGAAGUGCCUUGCUACGGACCUGAAAUUGGAAGGGAUCCUCUGCAUAGCCCUCCACCCAGGCUGGAUCCAAACAGAUAUGGGAGGGACAAUGGCUCCGUUGAAGGUGCAAGAUACCGUACCCGCGAUCAUCUCUCUCUUAGCUCAGCUGAGCGAAAAAGACAAUGGUGCUUUCCUGGAUUGGGAAGGGAAAACUUUGCCCUGGUAGCAGUAGCUCCUGGAUUCCAUGAACCUGAAACAACAACUUGAAUCUGGAUAUAUACAUUUUAAUAGGAAUGGACUUUGAUUUGCUCACUGGUGUUCCGCCUCACUGUGUUUUUAACACAUACAUAGCAAUAGCUGUAUUGAAUGUGGUCCAAAGGCCACCUCCGUCCAUCGUAGCUAGUAGCUGUUGACGGGCCUCCCACAUAGGAAGUUGCUUCGUAUCACGUCAGACAUCGGUCCAUUCUAGUUCAAUAUUGUCUACACUGACCGGCAGCAGCUCUAUAGGGUUUCAGGAAUGGGACAUUCCCAGCCCUCCCUCUGAGUUAGGCCAGGCUGCAUCCAUAACUGGGAUAAGUAUUCUACCACACAUGCAAUCAGAAAACUCUCUCAGCCUAUCAAAGCAUGGAUUACCUCAGCAAGGAUCAUGCCAAUCUGAGUAGUUGCUCGGCGACACCUCCACUCUCUGACAGUUCGCCUGGCGAAAUGUCAAUAAUGAACACUUAGCUUACUAACUGAAUGAUCCCUGCUGUUGUAUUCCCAACAAGGUCAUGGUGAAUAGUGUCCAAGAGGACUCAGAUUAAUUUGGAUACUCAAGGCAGAAAACCCCACUGAUGUAUUUCCUCUUUCCUGGUAGUAAAAAUACAAAAAAACAACAACAAAUAAACAAAUCAUUUAUUAAUUGCUUCCCACAAGGCAUGACAAAGCAAUUUACAACAUAUAGUCCAUAAGUUUAUUGUUCUGGCCAGAGGCUAAGACAAACUUGUAGCAAUAGUAUUAAUAAAGUAAUACAGAACACACAUCUAUAAUAUAGGCCAACAUCCAUGAUGUAACAGAGGCAAGAUAGCAGAGAUACCAAAAAGCUUAAAUCUAGCUUGAUUUCAGAUUAAACCUCCGAAUGACCACCACAACUUAUAGUGAUUUCAUCUAACUCAUUUAUCCUGGUUUAUUUUGCACCCAGUGCACAGAGGGCCACUCUGUGUGUGUUGCAAAGCUAUUAUUGUCACUCGGAAGAAACCGAACCAUUUCUGUCAGGCUGUACCUGCUUGCUUGUGUGAACAAAGGUUUCAGAAAGUGAUCUUGGGGUCUAUAUAAGGUGCAGGCUAACAGAUAAUGAAUGUCUGUCACCUGAAGUUGACCACAAAUACAAAGUCUAUCUGCGUACAGGACCUUGUAGCAGUCAUCCCAAACUGCAGUGGGAAUCACUUGGAAAUGCAGCUCAAUAAAGACAUUUCUUUAGGAAACUUGUGAGAGUCUGGUCAGAUAACUAUCUAUCUCUAAAAUGCUCUGUUCUCAAGAGCAGAUGCCAAGGGGGAAAUCUGGUGUUUCUAAUUAGUUGCGGGUCCCGUAGCUGACACUCAAAGUCAAUGCAGAGCUCAGUUCUGGAAAACAAUAGUCUGAAACAUCUUGACAAGCUGCUUUACAGAGUUGCUUAUCACUCAAUUCCAUAUUACACAGCAGAGGGGGAAAAUGAUUGGCAUGGUAGCAAUCUUGCCUUAAUUGUUGACCUGCUGGAUUCUGUACGAAGAACUGAUGCUGAUAUUCCUGAUGGUAGAGUGUAUUCCGCACAGUAUCCAAAAUUUAAAUGGAGUUUGAAUUGGAGCACCAGAUCUCAACACCAUAGAACAGGCAUCCCCAAACUUCGGCCCUCCAGAUGUUUUGGACUACAAUUCCCAUCAUCCCUGACCACUGGUCCUGUUAGCUAGGGAUCGGAUCAUGGGAGUUGUAGGCCAAAACAUCUGGAGGGCCGCAGUUUGGGGAUGCCUGCCAUAGAACAUUUGAGUAAGCACUUUACAGUACUAUGAAAUAUCUUUAGGGUUCAAUCAGCUGCCCUCCCUUUUUGUAAUAAAAGUUCAUCAAUGCCCCCAUAGUUUGCUUUGCGUUGACUUUCACUGCCUCAAUUUGCCACUUCCAAGAGAGGGUUUCACUAAUUGCACCCAGAUAUCUAAAUGAGGAAGCUUGUUCUAGAGCUUGCUGUUCUUAGUAUAGUUCCUUUCAUGGUUCCGAGUGAAGCAUUGGUCAAUGGUACUGUGUCUUCCUCUGACCCCUGCUUGUUCUUCAUGAAUGAUGAUGUAACUUUGCAA
This is a messenger RNA of Zootoca vivipara (common lizard), 2840 nucleotides long. RefSeq lists its product as uncharacterized. The record is from RefSeq and is a predicted model, not a curated record. Lineage: Eukaryota; Metazoa; Chordata; Lepidosauria; Squamata; Lacertidae. Gene Ontology annotation, molecular function: oxidoreductase activity. Gene Ontology annotation, cellular component: cytoplasm.